UUCCCUUUUCAUUUUCCCAUUCUAAACACACAAAAAAACACCCAUUCUUCCAUCAAAUGGCAAACGAAUCCCUCGGGCUCGAGAUCACCGAGCUUCGCCUAGGUCUCCCUGGCAACAACGACAAAAACGAGAAGAAACGAGCCUACGCAGAUAUCGUCGAUGAAGAUGAGCCAACUAGGGACGAUGUCGACCGAAAGAAUAACACGACGAGUAAGGGACAGGUCGUGGGAUGGCCACCUGUGUGUUCUUAUCGAAAAAAGAAUAGCUUUGGAGAAAAAGAGUCGUUGCUUAAGAAUGAGAAUUCGAAAAUGUACGUGAAGAUUAGUAUGGAUGGAGCUCCAUUUCUGCGUAAACUUGACUUGGGUUCUCAUGAAGGUUACUCGGAUCUUGCUGUUGCUCUCGAGAAGCUCUUUGGUUGCUUUGGAACCGGGAAGACAUCAAAGCAUGGAGAAAGUUCUGAUUACGUUCCCAUUUACGAGGACAAAGAUGGAGAUUGGAUGCUUGUUGGAGACGUCCCAUGGGAGAUGUUUAUCGAAUCGUGCAAAAGGCUAAGGAUAAUGAAGAGAUCCGAGGCCAAAGGGUUCGGCCUGCAAUUUAAAGAUCUAUGAGCAUUGAGCAGAAGAAAAUGGAAAGAAGAGGAAGAUGUCCUCUAAAAAUGAAGGCAUAUUUUCGUUAAUUUUUAUAUUUUUAAUCUUUUGGUUAAUUGUUAUGACUUUAUUUUGUUUGAAAAUAGACAUAAAAGUCAUUCCUAUAAUUAUUAUAGGACCUCUUUAUUAAUUGUAAGUGUGCCAUGCUAUUUUAGGAGGG
Molecule: messenger RNA, 807 nt
Organism: Cucurbita moschata (crookneck pumpkin)
Lineage: Eukaryota; Viridiplantae; Streptophyta; Magnoliopsida; Cucurbitales; Cucurbitaceae
Product: auxin-induced protein AUX22
Exons: 3
Coding region: 57-608 (183 amino acids)
Biological process (GO): regulation of DNA-templated transcription
Cellular component (GO): nucleus
Molecular function (GO): protein binding
Source: RefSeq, a predicted model, not a curated record